ACAUGAGAUCAUGCGUAGCUUCAUGGUCAAGGCUCCGUCAGCAGGAAGCUGAGAUCACUUCCUGGCUCGUACUCGACCGCAGGCCGUCCCCUAGGGCGCCACGCAGGCGUUGAGAGGUGCCGCAUCACGCGAGCGUGUUUGUGAACGCUUACCUGGCAAAGAGUCGUGCCCUGGUGCUUCCUAACAGAGUGGCUCGCCGUCCCUCCACCAGCAGCAUGGAACCUUCACAAAGACCCUGGACAGACGUCACGUGAUGGCGCGCCAGUUAGAACCAAAUGCUCUACUUUACAUAAUGUCAGUGGUGCUCACCAGAACCGAUGGCGUGUCCGGCUCUUCAUGGUACUGACUGAUCCGCUGUUCUCUGGUCUCCUGCACGAGCAUGUCAUGUCAGCUGACUACUAGUUUGGACUCGCAUCAGUCAAAUUGAAGAUAGAAUUGAUACUAAAUGCAAGCAUGCCGUUUAUGAUCGUCUUUGGCCUGAUAAGAGCAAGUUGAUGAAGUUUGAUCUUAUUGACACACCUCGUUUGAGUGAUCCAAAGUCUAAUGAGCACAAAGUGUGUCAAAGUGCACAAAGAAGACAAGAUAACAAGCGCUUCACAAGACUCACCCCCAUGUGGCGACUGUUGGGGUCGGCAUCCAGGAAGUGCGGAUUGAUGUUGAAGGGGACAAGGCCGAUGGCGGUGAAAGAAGGCGGAAAGACGAUGGGCAUGUCGUUGGUGGUGCUGAUGCUGACUGUGGCCACAUUGGUGCCAGCGCUGGAGCCCAUGUACGGCACACCGUCCUACACCCAAAUGGACAAAGACGAGCGUUUAGAAUCAAAACUGACUUGACAUUUGACCUGAGGUCAAAUGCUCACCUCCAGAACCCUUCUCCGGAUCUCUGUCAGAAGAUUGUUGUCGUAGAGACAUUUCAGCAGCCGGAAAGUGUUGCCUCCUCCUGUGGGACACACUAGAUCUAAAUGGACUAACACUGGAUGGACAAUAUGUUGACACUUGACUGCAUUGUAACUGGAGACAUUGGACUGCAACAGACAUGGCAUUAGACCUAAGUAGACUGACACGGUUUUCAAACUGGACUGAAGCAGAUUGUCACUGGAGUAAGACAGUACUAAAGUGGACUGGCACCGAACCAGACCGUCAAGUCAAUUUAAAAAUGCUGACCAAUAAAAAUGGCUUCCGCCUUGUUGACGGCAGCGAUAGGGUCUGGGGCGUCGUGGAUGCUGUCGAGUUCGUAACCUGCAAGCACAUUGACCAAAUAUCACUGUGGCGUCAUUUGGUCGCCACAUAAAACGACAACACUGAACAUGCUCGCAGGGUUCUUCACCCACCCAGAGUUUUCAACUUGUUUCUGGCUGUCUCUGCGUAGGCGUCUCGGUCGUGAAGCGCAUACGGGACAAACAGGACCCUCUUCACAUCUCUACAACAGCAAAGUUUGAGGGUUAGUCAUGUGACCUAAACGAGCCCCCUGCUGGUCGUUAGUGGUAGCAUGAAAAUGCAUAGAAUAAGAAACACUAAAGUUACAAAAUUAAGGCUGCAUGACGAGUUUCCUGUGAGCCUGCUACCAGGACAUUUCUGAUGGACGUGACGUGACACGAACACACGCCUCGCAGAUGAAAAUGAGAGUGCGCGUCUCGUCAAUGCACGUUGAUGCUCGUCGUACCUGCCCAGGAAGCGCGCGAUGUGCUCUUGACAGUGGUCCAGGUAACCGCUGCCGUGCAGGGUGGAGUUGGACACCAGUAGCAGUCUCCUGUUCUUCAUCUUGUCCACUGACGGUCAAGUCCAGCUGUCUCUCACCCGAAAGUCAUGUGCGGUCAUGUGACAAGCGCAGCAAAGUCCUGGUGGGGGGGAGGAGUCAGCGAUCGACUAAUCACAAAGGAGGAGCAUAAACUUUUACAAGUCUAAGAUAACACGUCAGAUUGGAGGGUGUUCUCAAUGAAGUGACAAGGAUGUGCUGACCCAAUAGUUCUCGCUCGUGUUUUAUCGGCCGGCGAUGGCGUCACAGGCGGAGAAGCGGAAAGAGCGGUAGGCGGGGCUUAUUACCCACAUCUGGAUGAAAAACAUCUGGACUGCUCAAUUCGCGUCCAUGACGCUCUCGCAAUCCGACCAGGUACCGGACACACACCGAGCGACGGCCCAACGUUCCCGAAGACGAUGGCUUGGUUCUGGACCAUCUUGCGGAUGGCCGUGGCCCUCCUGAGCGUCGUUUUAGCAAAGAAGUUCUGGAACUAGCCUUAGGGACAAAGACAUUUUAAAGUCACCCGGCAGGAUGUUGAAAAACAUUUCAUGUAGUAAAACGACAGUGGUGUCUCUGAGCCAUCUCAACUUCAACCUGUGUAAGUGGUGCGAAACGUCCAGUCCGGCGUGCCAGGAUGGCAUCUGCCUUUCCAACUGCUCCUUGUCCUCCUACUGCGCUUCCCUGGAGGAGAUCUGUGUCUCCAUAUGGAGGAAGACCAACGACACAGCGACAGUGCACACCAUGUGUCACAACCCCGCGCUGCCGCUGGAAGGUGUGGAGGUGGGGCUUCUGGGCAAUGUCACUUCCAGGGAGUGUCACAUGGUGAAGCAGCCAGUGGAAGUUGGCGCGUCCAUGGUGUGUGCUUGCCGGGGCGAACACGAAUGCAACGACAAGCUGAUCUUUGCUGACGGCUUCUCCAGGCUAUACAGCAAAGAUGUGGCUCCUGUGGUGACCACCAGCUUGCUCCUGCCCCUACUGCUGGCUGCCGUUGCCACGGUUGCCUUCUGUUUCCACCGCACGCGCCACCAAGGCAAACACGGCUGCCCAGCCCACCUUCGGUGGCCCUCCAAAACCAACGUGGACCAUCCUGGCGGGGGCCCACUAGAGAGCAGUGUCCAAAGAGAAGAGUCGACCGCCAAGGUGGCACCGCUCCACUGUGAUGCAGGCGGGCCACUACCCAUCAAGCUGGAAGCACUGCUGGGCAAAGGCCGUUUUGCAGAGGUCUGGAGGGCGUGUUUGCUGCCGAGUGACACGGUUGCGGUCAAAGUGUUUCCCGUUGCAGAAUAUGCCUCGUGGAGAAACGAGUGUGCCAUCUUGUCCGAUCCCGAGCUGAAACACGACAACGUUGUUGGAUUCCGUGCGGCUGAGGUCCGGGGCCCGGUGGGUCACACUCUGACCACAUACUGGCUGGUCUUGACCUAUCACGACCUCGGAAACCUGCAAGACUUCCUCGUGACCAAUGUCCUCAGCUGGGAGGAACUAAUUACCAUGGCAGCCAGCAUUGCUCGUGGCUUGGCCCACCUUCACAGCGACACCACGCCCACCGGGUCACCCAAGGUACCGGUGGCUCAUCGGGAUGUGAAGAGUAGCAACAUUGUCCUGAAGAAGAAUGGGGAAUGUGUUCUGUGCGACUUCGGCCUGGCUCUCAAACUGGACCUGUCCCUCACGGUGGACGACUAUGCUAACAGUGGGCAGGUGGGCACGGCUCGCUACAUGGCUCCGGAGGUUCUGGAGUCCAGAGUGAACCUGGAUGACGUGGAGGCCUUCAAGCAGAUGGAUGUUUACUCCAUGGCUCUGGUCCUCUGGGAGAUGGCCUCUCGCUGCCGCACCAUCGGAGAGGUUAGCAGCUAUGAGCCAGCGUUUGGCUCCAAAGUGUGCGAGCAUCCGUGCGUGGACAGCAUGCGAGACCUGGUGCUGAGGGACCGACGACGACCGGACAUUCCAACCGCCUGGACGCAGCAUCAGGGGAUGAACAUUUUCUGCUCCACCAUGGUGGAGUGCUGGGAUCACGACCCUGAGGCCCGGCUGACAGCGCCCUGUGUGCUGGAGCGCUUCGCUGCCCUACAGCAGGAAGAGGCAGAGACAGCGGGCGGGUCAGAAGGUGACAAAAGUGGAGCAAAAACGUCCGAGGACGUCAGCCAUGUUGAAAGCGUUCCUCCUCUAACCUCCUCUGGGACACGUGUGAUUCCAUGAAGACAUUUUCGUGCAGGCCACUGUUCUCCGUGGUGAACAAGGUAAGCACGCCUGACGUCGUCACUGACAGCAGAAGAAGUCAUGCCACGCUGCGACUUCAACAUCAAAGAACAAUCUCGUGAUCCACUGAUGACCUAUCACAUUCUUCUACCGAAAAUGGUCACGUGGAGGUGUCCAAGUACAUCAAUGUCAUCCAUGUGACUGACAGGAAGUGGCUUUUCCAGUUUUCUGUGUUGUGCGUGAGAGGGGGCAGGGCCAACGUCAAACAGUGCUGCUCCCCCUGGUGGCCACACUUUUGUGUUUAAUUGCACUGAGAAGCCUGGACUGUUGAUCAUUGGUUCUACUUCCUGUUCUACGUCAACCAAUCAGGUGGCUUUAAUGUCACCGUGAUGGUAGUUUCGUUUUGUGUGUACACUAGCCAGAAUACUUGAAUGUCUUAUAUGCAAACACAUCCAUAUUGGGGAUUGUAACUCUAAAGGCUUCAUCAUCCUACACACUGACAUCUUGAUCCUGUUAAAGCUCUUCGGCAGGGGCUGAGUGGGUGACUUGCAAUUCUCCAAACUACUUGGGGUGGUGGUUCCCUGAGAGUGAAAAACAACAACUUUCUCAUUGGCUAGCUAUUUAGCUUCCUACACACAUACAAGUAGUGAAUAAUGACGAUUGAAGCAACAUGCAGUUUGUUGUUGGAAUUGGAACUAAUUGAUAUGGAACAUUUGUCACUUUUAUUGUACAUGUUGUCCUGAGACCGCUCAUAUUUCUAUCAUUUUCAUGGAACUGCUCAUAUUUGCGUAUUGCAUAUUUCUUUGCUGAGACUCUGCAAUUUGCGCCAUUGUUUCUUUUUGUUUUGGCAGACUUUUUGGCACUUUAGUUGGAGAGAAAAAAACACAAAUGAUGUACAAAAAAAAAAUCCAACCAGUUACAGCUUUGCGGUCUGUGUGACCGCUGAUGCGAGUUUGGGAUUUUUUUAGAGGUGCACGCCAAGCUCUGCCGGAGGGUUUGGAGGGGAAGGAGCCAGCCGACGGCUGUAGCAUCAUGAAGCCUUAACUCCUAACCCUACCCAUAACCAUUUCUACCACCACAGCCAUAUUGUGGAUUGCAACCCUAACCCCCUAAAGACUAUCCCUGCUGGCUCUCUAAUCUGACCAGCUAUCAAUCACACAGCACUGACUAUGCUGACCAGACCUUUGGCUGUCUUGUAUGGAGGUCCAGUGUGAAGUGAACAAAACCAAAGCCAGAUGCUUGAUUAUUCACAGUAUUUGGCUACAAACUCAAUGGAGACAUGUCCAUAACAUGACUCAGCUCUCAGCUUUAUUUUGUGUUUGUCAGCAGAAGUAUUUGGACAGUGACGUUGGCUAAAACAUGAUGGUUUGUACACGGACGUUUCCAUCUGUUCUGUCAAACACUCCUAUUCCGUUCCCAUGUUUGUCCUUAAAAGAAGACGCCCUCCUGUGUCAGUGGGACGUUCCCACCUCCUUGAUCCACACAAAGCCCACCUGGGUGCCGAAGUUGGGUCCGUCUCGGGCGUGUGAGAAGAAGUCACCGGGGUGGCAGCAAGUGCACGGCGUCACAUGCGACCUGUCUGUCACCGUGUCAUCAUGGAUAUGCUCCGGCAGGACCCCGCCCCUCUGUAGGAGGAGCCUGCGGCAACCAAUCACAUGUUGGAAAAAGGAUUAGUUGUAAAUUCAGAGCAGAUGUAAACGCUGGGAAUUGUGAGCAGAGCACCACCUGUUGGCCAGGCGGAUGUUGACGUGCGGCGUGGCUGACUGGGGGUCAGUAACGCAGUCCUGAUGGAAGUUUGAUGCCUGCUCUUGCUCCAGCGUGAAACAACACGCCCCCACCGAUGGUCCCAGGACCACCAGAAUGUUCUUAGCCUGGCAACCAAAGUGCGUCACCAUGGCCUCCACUGUUGCCAUGGCAACCCCCAUCUGGGUUCCUCUCCAUCCUGAGUACCACAAAGAAAGAGUUGCUUCUUGCUUGAUGGCACCUUGCAUACCUGCGUGAUGGCACCUCGCAUACCUGCGUGAGCGACGCCGACCACCUUCGACACCGGAUCAACAAAGAUGAUUGGGAUGCAGUCGGCGCCUGGAGCGGCCACUACCUGCCCCGGCCGAUCGGUCACGAUGGCGUCAUAGCUCUCUGGCUCAGCUUCGCCCAUGAUCCACACCUGGUUGGAAUGUUUGACCUGCAGCAGCGGAGCACGUAUCCUCUUAGUGGACGGAGCAGUCAAGGAGUUCUUCCGGACGCAAUGACUGACCUUGGCCAGGUGGAGGGGGCGCGGGUGGAAUCCGGCAUGGAGUGCCAGCCGCCGUCUGUUCUCCUGCACCACAGCGGGGGGAUCACGCCUCCUGCUGCUGCUGAACAAGUUCAAGGAGGACAAGGAGGGAAUGUAGGACACGCCCCCUGAACGCGUGCUGAAACCAUGGCCAAAGCAGUCUGCUGGUUAAAAAAAAGACAUAGAAGUUUGCAUAGAGAGAGAGACCAAUUAUGACCCAGGGUCUCCAAUUGGGAUAUCUUUGUAAUGCCUGAUUCUAACUUAAACCUAAAAACCUGUGUGAAAUGCUACAUGAAGCAUCAUUGUCAAAUUUGAAAUUGGAUUAGGUAAGGAUUUAAGCUAUGGACACAUCGGAUUCUCUGGUCCAUAUCACAAAAUUUGCUCUUCUGAAGGCACAUUUUUCUGAAAAAAAUAUAAGCAAACCUAAAAAAACCCCCACAGUGUAUUCAAACUCUUAUUAACGUAGCACUUCAACACACUGACUGUUGGGAUAAACAUUUGUUGGCUUUGUUAGCUUACAUACACAACAUAAAGUGGCAAGAAACACUUCAAUUCUGAAUAAAGAAAAACAUUCUGAACCAAAAAUCCCUCCAUACUCUCUAUUCUCUGGUGUUAGCAUAUCUGAAUUAUUGUGUGGCGAUAUGUGGAAGCAACUCCAACACUGCACUUCAUUCGCUAGCUCAGGAAUGUCCAAGGUGUAGCCCGGGGGCCAUUUGUGGCCCGCGGCACAUUCUAAAAACAUAAUUUAACAAGAAAACGAAAAAAAAAUCCCAGCAGAAAUGGAAAACCCUGCAAUAAUUUUACAAGAAUAAAGUCAAAAUAUUAAGAGAAAAAGGUUGUAAUGAGAAAAAACUAAUUUUACAAAGAUAAUGUAAUAUGAGGAAAAAUAGCAUCAUUUUAGUAGCAUAAAGUUGAAAACUUAAAGAAAAAAGGAUGUUACUUUUUCAUAAUAUUAUGUGAAACAAACAAAACAACAGACACAGCGGCGGUAGUCCGCCCUCUCAUGCAGCCCACCACCACUGCUUCAAAAAGUCCUCGGGGAAACCCAACUGUAAUGCUGAUUGUACCUGGUGUUGAAGUUUACUAUAAAGUUGAAGUGGACAAGUACACAGCUCUAACCAUCCACUCUUUAAGUUAAGUUUGUAACAGACUACAGUGAAACCGUCACCUCCACUCCUGCCGCCACGCAUCACCGUG
Messenger RNA from Dunckerocampus dactyliophorus (ringed pipefish), 7396 nucleotides. Its product is annotated as TGF-beta receptor type-2-like. Gene Ontology annotation, cellular component: signaling receptor complex; plasma membrane. Gene Ontology annotation, biological process: transforming growth factor beta receptor signaling pathway; protein phosphorylation; heart development. Bases 2266 to 3927 code for a protein of 553 amino acids. Gene Ontology annotation, molecular function: transforming growth factor beta binding; ATP binding; metal ion binding. The record is from RefSeq and is a predicted model, not a curated record. The transcript is spliced from 9 exons. Lineage: Eukaryota; Metazoa; Chordata; Actinopteri; Syngnathiformes; Syngnathidae.